Messenger RNA from Drosophila serrata, 690 nucleotides. RefSeq lists its product as uncharacterized. The record is from RefSeq and is a predicted model, not a curated record. NCBI's taxonomy places the organism in Eukaryota, Metazoa, Arthropoda, Insecta, Diptera, Drosophilidae.
UAACCAAAAUCGUAACUGGAUGAAGAAACACUACGCAUCCAAACGUACAUUGAAAUUGUAUCAACCGAAUAUAUAUCAACAAGAAUUGUGUAACUUUUGGGUCGCCUAAGAGAAGAAGAUUGACCUAUCGCCAUGGCCUGCCACUGUUGGUAUCUCAGACAAAUCGUCACCAGAUGCUGCCUGUGCUACAAGCUACGCUUUGGGGUUUUACUAAUCGGAUGCAUCUUUCUAACCUGGUUCCUCUAUCUGACCUUUGGCACCGGCUUCAUGAUGGAAUGCAUCUUCCCCAAUGAGUACCAGAAGGCCAAUAAUCCAGCACCGGCAGCCCUUAAAACCACCAUGGUGUUUUCCUUCUUCGGGAUCGUAGCAGCUGCCAUGCUCUGCAUUGGAGUACAUAAUAACAACGAAAUGUUAUUCCUGCCCUUUUUGGUCUUUGCGCCCAUUUGGAUAAUUGUUCAUAUUCUGGUAUUGAUUGUAUACUCCUUUAAAUUGGUAAUAAUCCUACUAACGGUCCUGACCAUAUUACUUUUAAUCUACGCCUGGAUAGUGGUAUGGUCGUACUACGUUGAACUGCUCUUUGCCUACGAAUGUGAACUCGAGCCUGGAUAUGCAUUUUCUUGAAUUUUACAAAAUUAACAUGUAAAUUCGGCAUAAGCAUUCAUGAGUUUAUUAAAAUGUUUUAAAAACUAG